UUCAAACCUGGACUAAGCCACAGAAACAGCAGGAAAUGGAGCUGGGGAGACAAAAUCCUGCAUAACAACAAAGAAUAUCAAUAGUUAAAGAAAUGAGUCAAACGUCUCUGAAACAAAAAAAGAAGAAUGAUACUGGAUCGAGAUACUCAAAAGACAGCAUAGACGCAGAAAAAAGAAGGGAUUCUGAGAAAUCAGGAGUACGUCUGAGCACUCAGAUGAGUCGUGCAGGCAGCCCGAAACACUUGCUGAGAUGUUGCCUCAUGAGCGGUCACACGCCGUGUAGACGCUGCCUUUGUGCAGCUGAGGGAACAGUGCCUCUUGGUCCCUGCCGCACAUUACGUAUUUAUAUUCACAUGUGCCUGUUGUGGGAGCAGGGCCUGCACUUCUCCAUGAUCAGGGGAUCUCAAGAAUUAGUGCCAAAGACAGACUCUCGAGGGCACCUUUCACGAAAUCAGUGGUCUCGAACUUCUCGGAGCCCAUCCCUGAGAGCUCCAUCGAUAGACGAAGGCAGAGGCAAGACUACCAGUAACAAGCUCCCCAGUAGCUCCGCAACCUCCAGGACUUCAUCUGCCUCCCCAAGCCAGCACGAGUCUCAAAAGUUUGAUCAGCCUUCUCCGCGUACUCCACCCUCGCAGCACACACCACCUGUUCCUGUGGACUCCAGCCCUCCCACACCCCCAGAGCCCCAGUACCAGCCGACAGCUCGACACACCACCAAGAUGAAUGAGAACGCUGACACCUGGACGCAUGGCAUCAUGCGGGACAAGAGGGACUAUCCCCGCACGCCCCCCAGUGAGUGGAAGUCCUACCCCGCUCACAGGUCGCUCUACCCCUCCUCCCAGUUGGACAGCGACUGUAUGUCAUCAGACCCGCCCCCCAGGAAGAAGCAACAGGAUAUAGAGGAAGAUGAGGAUGAGGCCUACUGGGCAUCAAUGAGGACACUGUAUGAGAAGACCCCCAGCUGCUCGCGCCCCCCACCGCCCAAACCCAGGCAUGCCCUCACCAUCGCUGUGUCAUCCCGGGCGCUCUUCAACAUGAUGGAUGGCGCGAAAAUCUUCGAGGAAGAGGGUCUGGAAAAGUACAUGGAGUAUCAGCUCAGCAAUGAGAAUGUCAUCCUGACUCCAGGGCCUGCAUUCCGCUUUGUCAAGGCACUGCAACAUGUCAAUGCUAGACUCCGUGAGCUGUACCCCAAUGACCAGGACUUAUUUGAUAUUGUUCUGAUGACUAAUAACCAUGCCCAAGUGGGAGUGCGGCUUAUAAACAGCGUCAAUCACUAUGGCCUACUCAUUGACCGCUUCUGUCUAACUGGUGGAAAGAGCCCAAUUGGCUAUUUGAAGACCUAUCUUACCAACUUGUAUCUCUCUUCAGAUUGUGAAAAAAUACAAGAAGCAAUUCACGAAGGGAUCGCUGCUGCAACGAUGUUUGAAGGAUCCAAAGACGUUGCUUACUGUGACUCGCAACUCCGUGUGGCUUUUGAUGGAGACGCUAUCCUUUUCGCUGAGGAAACUGAUCAUAAUCCCAAGGACCAUGGGGUGGACAAAUUCUUUCAACAUGAAAAUGCAUGUGAGACUAAAAAUCUUGCUCAGGUUCCCUUAAAAGCCUUUCUGGAAGAACUAGGCAGACUGCAAAAGAAGUUUUAUGCCAAAGAUGAACGGUUACUUUGCCCUAUUAGAACCUACUUGGUGACAGCCAGGAGCGUAGCUAGUUCAGGUGCCCGUGUGCUGAAAACCCUUCGCCGCUGGGGUCUAGAGAUAGAUGAAGCUCUUUUCCUCGCUGGAGCUCCCAAAGGUCCCAUCUUGAUGAAGAUAAGGCCGCACAUCUUCUUCGAUGACCACAUGUUCCGCAUUGAAGCACAAAAAAUGAGCACCAACACAGCUCAUGUACCUUAUGACAUUAAUCAAAAAAUUAAUUAGGGAUGCGAGGAAAAAUAAAGCAGUGAGUCGGGUAUUAUAGAAACUACUUCUUUUGGAUCUCUAGGGUAAUUAGGUAGUUCUUCAGAAGCUAGGACCUCAGAAGUUAGCUCAUUUGGAAAAGUUUUCUCUUGAUUUUUUUUUAAAUAAUUUGAAACUUCAAGCUACAUUUGUUUGAACUGUCAAUGCUAUUGAAUACCAUCGCACUUAGCUUUUUGUGUGCGAGUCAUAAUGAUGACUCUUUAGGAUAAGUUUAGAACAUGAAAGCUUAAAUGGGCAUUUUUACAAGGCUAGUUUUCCAAAAUAUUGUUCACUUUUGAUUGCCAGUAGAUGGAAGAAAUUGUUACCUAUUGUAUUACAGAAUAGUGAUCUUCAAGGAGGAAAGAGCAUGGUUAAAUACACUCUUGAAAAUUAGAACUUUUUAGUCUACUGACUCUAUGAUCAUCCUCUUAUUCAAUGCAAAUUGAGACUGCCGCUCCACCUGCAGUAGUGGACCGGUUUUGAUACUGCUCAUUUAGAAAUAAAUCAGCUGGUUAUUCAUACGGGUACUUUCCAUCUAAGAUGAGCUCCAGACAGAAUCUCUUUUGAGCUUUUGCAGUUAACUAGGUAAGUUCAUUGCCUCUGAAUCACAGAACUUCAUAUUUGAAGUCUCUGUCUUAGGAGGCAAAAUGUUUGUAUAGGGGGAAAAAAGCCAUGGCCACCACUUCAAAAUGUGACAUGAAGUGCAGAGUCCUGGUCCUUCAUUGCUACCAUUCUGCUGUGAUUAUUGUGUGUGUGUUUUUUUUUUUUUUUUCAAAAACCAUUGAUUGCUUAUUAACCACCAUCUGUCACAAGUUAGUCUCAAGGAGCUGCUUACUUUCAGUCCCUGAUUUUCUCAUCAAACCAAACAUUUGUGACAUAUUAUUACUCUCCUUUAUCAAUGAAGAACUUAUGGUUCAAAAUGAUUAAGUAGCUUGUCCAAGGAUGUGCAGCUAAUAAAUGGUAAGACUAAGAUUAAAAUUCAGGUUUUACUUCAAAAGUUAUAUGUUGUCUAUUUCCUGUGUUAUAGAGCCUUCCACAUCGACUUGUUCUCAUUAAUUCUACAGCUGUGGGACCCAUCCUGAGUAAAUCAGUGAUUCCAUUAUGUUCUAUGCUAUAUCCACACUGCAGUUACACUAGGUCUUGGGGAUGCCGCUUCUCUCCACAUCCUCUCCUGCUCCUUCUGCCCCUACCUCCAUCUCUACCCCACCCAGCCACACAUAUUCCACCCCUGGCUUGAGUUUAAGACCACUGCUGACAUACUUUUUUGAUCUGGUUCCUAACAAUGUAUGCUAGUCCAAAAUAUAUCAUCCAUGAUGCUUAAUGAGUACCUACUGCUGUGUAAGCAUUCCCCAGUGUAAGGACAAUAGAGAUUCAGGUAUAAUCCUAUUCUUUAAGAAAUUUAAAACCUAAAUCUCCAGGAGAAAGUCAAAUGUGUAAACUCAAAGAGCCAACACUAGAGGGCUGUUUGUCCACAGUGCCAAGUGAGGGUCACACUUGAGGUUGAAGCAGAGAUCUGUACAGGCUGGAAAUGGAGAAAUGGAGAGAAAUGAGGCUUUCAAGGACAGGAAGGCAUGGAUAGAAAGGAGAAGAAGAAACUUAUGUGCUCCAGGUUUAGUGAGCUUGAGAGGCUGAUUUAAAUUAAGAGAGAAGGUGGAAUAAAGAGCUGCCCAUGAUGUCUGUUCCUACUGCCCUAAUCCCCAGUGAUAAUGUGCUAUCCGCCUCUGAGCUCCAUGUUCAGUACACGUUAUAAAAACUUGCAGCUUUCUACCCCCUUUUUUCUUUGUAUUGCGACUACUCUGUAUC
Molecule: messenger RNA, 3734 nt
Organism: Talpa occidentalis (Iberian mole)
Lineage: Eukaryota; Metazoa; Chordata; Mammalia; Eulipotyphla; Talpidae
Gene: NT5C1B
Product: 5'-nucleotidase, cytosolic IB
Biological process (GO): adenosine metabolic process; nucleotide metabolic process
Cellular component (GO): cytosol; cytoplasm
Molecular function (GO): 5'-nucleotidase activity; magnesium ion binding; nucleotide binding
Source: RefSeq, a predicted model, not a curated record